CAGCUGAGCAUUCAGAGGAAAACAACUGAGGAAACACCACCCAUUCUCUGACUCACUCAUGUUAUUAUUGUUCCCCUGGGAGGAGACGCACACACUGAACGACAGGCACCAGAUUCAAGAAAAGAGAACCGGGAUAUUAAUACUUCAAUCUACAGUGAACAAAAUGGCUUCUGGAUCAGAGCUGAAUCUCUGCUGUCCCGUCUGCCACGACAUCUUUGCAGAUCCUGUUCUUCUGUCAUGUAGCCACAGCUUCUGUAAAGCCUGCCUUCGGAGGUGGUGGAGACUGAAACAAGCUCACACGUGCCCUGUUUGUCAGAGCACAUCUGGAAGGAAACACCCACCAUGUAACUUGGCAUUAAAGAACCUGUGUGAGGCCUUUUUACUGGAGAGAGAUCAGAAGGCGGAGACUCUCUGCAGUCUGCACUCGGAGAAACUCAAACUCUUCUGUCUGGACCAUCAGCAGCCAGUUUGUCUCAUCUGCAGAGAUUCAGAAAAACACUCUGAGCAUAAGUUCAGACCCAUCGAUGAAGCAGCACGGGAUUGCAGAGAAGAGCUCCAGAAUUCCCUAAAACCCCUAAAGGAGAAAUUCAAGCACUUUGAGCAAGUUAAAGGAAACUACGUCCAGACAGCAGCACACAUUAGAGUCCAGGCCCGACAUGCAAAGAGGGAGAUUAAGAAGCAGUUUAAGAAGCUUCAUGAGUUUCUAGAAAUGGAAGAAGAGGAAAGGAUUGCUGCUGUGAGGGAGGAGGAAAAGCAAAAACGCGAGGUGAUGAAGGAGAAGAUGGCGGCUCUGAGCAGACAGAUAGAAGCUCUGUCAGACACCAUCAGAGCCACAGAGGAGGAGCUGAGAGCCGAAGACGUCUCCUUCCUGCACAACUAUGAGGCUUCGGUGGGCCGAGUCCAGCGCUGCCCCCAGCUGGAGGAUCCACAGCUUCACUCAGGAGCUCUGAUAGACGAGGCUCAACAUCUGGGCAACCUGACCUUCAACAUCUUUACCAAGAUGAGUGAAGUGGACUCCUAUAGUCCUGUGAUUCUGGAUCCAAACACUGCUAAUCCAGGACUCAUCCUUUCUGAAGAUCUGAGCUGUGUCAAAUGGGGAGAGACACAGAGGCUUCCAGACAACCCAGAGAGAUUUGACAGCUCCUGCAUUGUCCUCGGAUCUGAGGGCUUUAAAUCAGGCCUUCACAGCUGGGAGGUGGAGGUGGGAGACAGCUCCCACUGGGUUCUGGGUGUAGCACAAGAGUUUGUGGAAUGGAAAGGACAUUUAGAGUCACGGUCUGGAUUGUGGACAACUGGGUUAUAUAAAGGCACAUACAAAGCUUUCUCCCCAUUAAAUCCAAUGUGUGUCCUUCCGGUGAAGAAGCAGCUCCAGAGGAUCAGAGUAGAUCUGGACUGUGACAGAAGAGAACUGAGCUUCUCUGAUCCCAACAACCUAAUACACACCUUCUCAUGCACUUCCACUGAGACGCUGUUCCCGUUUAUCGGCACAAGUGAUGAAUACCUUCUGAGGAUACGACCACACACAGUAUCAGAACAAAAUAAUACCUGUUACAGUGAUGAUGAUGGUGAAGACAGUGAUGACAUCGACUUUAAAUAUGAUGAUUAUGAUGACUCCUCUAUCUUUGGCUCAGUACUGAAGCUCAUUUAGUCCAGACAAUGAAGCAUCUUUAGUAAUCAUCUUUCUGCUUCAGAGGGAAAUAACUACUGGAGGAAUAAUAAUGAAAUUUAUUGAGUGUAUCUAGGAUCCACUGAAAAUAAUCUGACUUUUUCUGUAGCAGCACCAGAAGGUAAUUUUCCCUCCUUCAAAAAGCUUUAUUUAAAUCAACAAAUUUUUCAAAUUCAAUCCGAACAGCAGUGCACAUAAAGAAUACUAAAUGUGCAACAGCUGUUUGUCCCUCUGAUACAUCUGAUCACAUCUGAUCAAAGGCACUCAGACAGUGCAGUCGUUCGUCAAGGUCGGGGCCCUGUCUUGCAACUUUAAUUAAACUGAUCCAGAUUCACAGAAAAAUUCAAAAACAAAAACUGAUCUUUCUUUCCCCCAUGUUCCACCUCUAUGCAAACUUUCAUGAAAUUUGACCCGGUGUUUUGUGCACAGUUCUGUUAAAAGACUGAUAAACAACACAGAAAGCAUACUUUAGCACAUGGCAUAAGUUUUGUGUAAUUUUUCAGAUUUUUUUUUUUUAAGAAUUAGUACUAGUGCAUCAACAAAAUUUUGCAGAGAGAUGGCCAAACUUUACAAAACUGAGGAAAUCAAAUAAGUUUCCUUAGAACACAGAUUAGUAGUUUCGGGUAAUGAUUAAUAAGGUAUUUAAUACUUAAAAAUACACUACCGUUCAAAAGUUUGGAGUCACUUAGAAAUGUCUUUAUUUUUGAAAGGAAAGCAGUUAUUUUCAAUGACGAUAACAUUAAUCAGAAAUACAGUCUAGACAUUGUUAAUGUGGUAAAUGACUAUUCUAGCUGGAAACGACUGAUUUUUAAUGGAAUAUCUCCAUAGAGGUACAGAGGAACAUUUCCAGCAACCAUCACUCCUGUGUUCUAAUGCUACAUUGUGUUAGCUAAUGGUGGUGAAAGGCUAAUUGAUGAUUAGAAAACCCUUGUGCAGUUAUGUUAGCACAUGAAUAAAAGUGUGAGUUUUCAUGGAAAACAUGAAAUUGGAAAAUGUUUGAAAACUAGUUUUAUUUGAACUUUAUUAAACAAAAUACAUUCAAUAUCAAACACAUAAUAAAGGCAUUGCCAGACACGACCGGCUUCUGAAACACACAUUCACAGAGAAAAGAAAAUAUUUCAGUCUUAAAUAGUCUUUCAAACUCCCUGCGGAGUAUCAAGGUGUCACAACAGUAAGUAUCAUCACAUCUGGUGGAGCACAAGGUCUUAAACUCGGACAGAAACCUUUGGCUUUUUUUUCCUGUAAUGCCAUCCUGAGAGAAUGUCCUUCUGAUGAGUGAGAGAAUACAGAAGUGGACACAAACAAAGAAAUUGAUAUGUGUUUCCAUGGUGACAGUGGCUCAAGAUAAACUGACCGGCAAUAAUCAAAUCUCAUGAAAAACCAACACUGACGGACCCACUGUGCCAAAGAGCUCAGUUGUCAUUAUUUUAAAUCUGCCCUACAAGCACAGUCCUCACUGUAGAUCUUCAGCAGGGACAGGCACACAGAGGAAAUUAGAUACAUCAGUCGUCAAAAACAAAUUGGGUUUUCAUAAGAUGUAAUGCAUAUAACCAAAAUGUACUGAUGAGAUGUAAUUUUAAAGAUACUUAGACAUUUGUUUCAAAUUUAUAGUCCUUAUAGGAGUUAUACAGGAGUUUAUGAGAAAUAUUUUGCGGCUGCCUAUUGUGUUUUAGCUGUGACAGUGUACAUUUUUUAAAGGAAAGGUUAAACGUCUCAGGAAAUAUUCAUUCUGUACAACAAAUACGUCACUACAGUUAGCAGCCUGUUAGCUUAGUUUAGCAUAAAGCCUGGGAAUAGAGGGAAACGACUGCUACAAAUACUGUAUUUACUAAUCAAGAAAUAAUCACUUUUACACCUUAGGAUAAAAUAAAUAUAGAUAUAAAGAGUUACUUAGCUGUUUCCUGCUCUCCCGUUUUUAUGCUAGGCUAAGCUAACAGGCUACUAUCUGUAGCUUUUCUGUUGUCAAUAAUGUCAAACUCUUCCUCAUGUCCAGAAAAACAUUGAUGUACAUUUCCUCACAAUGUACAGUUAAACAUAGAUGACACAUUGGCUGCUUUAAAGAGAGAAAUAAUUUCAUUUAAAAUUAAAUACAAGAAAUUUUAGAUUUUCUGCCUGGCACCACGGAGGAGGUUUUGAAACGUUAUUAAAUUGUCAUCAAAGAUGUCAAAAAUACAGACAUACAGAAAAGUUGACUAAAUAAAUACAUUAAUUUGACAGAGAACAGACAAAAAAAUGAAGAUAGUUGGUAUAUUGGAUGUUGCAACAAAGAAGUGUUAAAAUAGAAUGUUACGUAGCAGAGCUGGAGUGUGUUUCUAUCAGUGGAAGGAGAAUCCUGAUGCUGGCAGACCUCCACACCACUGACUGAUGAACUUGAGGACGUCCUGACAUUCUGGACUGUGAGUGGUCUGCAGGUAGAGGGACACAAACAACCAAUCAUUAAGUUCCAUAAGCACGUAACUAAUUAGCUUUAUCACAGGACAAUUUGGGCUAUUCCAAUAUGUGUGGUGCAAUGCAAUACAUAGCACAAAUUGCGAGAAGUAUUGAUUAUGCUCUCUUGGAGAUGCACAUGUGGACAGCUGUGGACACCCUGGACAUGUAAUUGUUGUAUUACUUUUGUAUUCCACAGGAGUCUCUUUCGUAAGCAGUGUUGCUUACAUGUGAAGUGGGUCACAUCUAGAUCUUCCUCACAUACACAUUUUAUUCGCUCUAGUAAUGAAGUCAAAACCUAAAAUCUCACAAACCAAACCAAAAACAUGAUGAUUACAAUUUGAAAUGUAAUUAUGACAGUAAAGCUAAAUGAUAUUUUUGAAAUAAUUUAAUUUGAAUAAAAGUUCUAUAUCA
Messenger RNA from Amphiprion ocellaris (clown anemonefish), 4507 nucleotides. Its product is annotated as E3 ubiquitin-protein ligase TRIM39-like. Gene Ontology annotation, molecular function: protein binding; zinc ion binding. NCBI's taxonomy places the organism in Eukaryota, Metazoa, Chordata, Actinopteri, Pomacentridae. The record is from RefSeq and is a predicted model, not a curated record. The transcript is spliced from 2 exons. Bases 59 to 1648 code for a protein of 529 amino acids.